Tinamus guttatus (white-throated tinamou) is the source of this 316-nucleotide messenger RNA. NCBI's taxonomy places the organism in Eukaryota, Metazoa, Chordata, Aves, Tinamiformes, Tinamidae. The record is from RefSeq and is a predicted model, not a curated record.
UGGACCGUAUAGUUGGGCUGGACCAGAUGGCCAAGAUGACUGAAAGUUCACUUCCCAGUGCUUCAAAAACCAAGAAAGGCAUGUUCCGUACGGUUGGCCAACUCUACAAGGAGCAGCUGACCAAACUGAUGACCACCCUAAGGAACACCAAUCCCAACUUCGUUCGCUGCAUCAUUCCAAAUCACGAAAAAAGGGCUGGCAAGCUUGAUGCCCAUUUAGUACUGGAGCAGUUGCGCUGCAAUGGUGUCCUGGAAGGUAUUCGGAUCUGCCGUCAGGGCUUCCCCAACAGAAUUGUCUUCCAGGAGUUCCGCCAGCG